AUGGACCGUGUCUAUAAGUACAAAGCAACCGGACCGGAAGAUGAUACUGCACGGGUACUGCAAGUCUUCCUCGACAAUCUUCCAGAAGACGGGAAGCAGAACCUACAGACUGAUAUAUACGCUUGCCAAUCGGAUGACCAGAUCCGAGCCCAUGCGAAGUGCCUUAUUGAUGGGCUUCUGUACCCGUUGAAGUCGAGAUCCUGUACCCCAAGCAUCGUCACAACACCUGCGCUUUUCUUAAGUGAUUCUCUACAAAUUAAGCCCCCAGCGAUGAUAGAAACGGAGGCCCGACUGCUUCAGGUGAAGAAGGAUUGUUUGAAGCGGGAUGGCUACAGAUGUCUUGUUUCCAGAGUGGCCGAUGAGGGCAUCCCACUUGACCAAGGUGAUGAGGAAACACAUUGGUGUGAAACUAAGUGCGCGCAUAUAGUGCCUUUCUGUUUAAACAUAUGGGACACCGUCGUCGAGCGAAAUGCUAAGGCGGAGAUUUGGGCGAAUCUAAACAGGUGCUUCCCAAUGUUAUGGAACCAGCUCCACUUUACCCAGGACAGCAUCACCGACCACCGCAACGCGCUUACCUUAUUUCCAAUGGUUUAUGACCACUUCAGGGCCUUUAAAUUUGCCUUGGAAAAGACUGAUGUCGAACACAGAUACAAGAUCAUAAAUUACAGACCUCGUGAUAUCGUGGGGACCUAUUUCCCUGGAUCUGGGAUUGUCUCGUUUGAGGCUGCCGACUCCCGAUUCGAACUCCCCAGUCCAGAACUCUUAGAAUUUCACGCUACGAUCGCCCGAAUUCUGCAUGCGAGUGGCAAAGCAAAGCAGGCCGAAAAGAUCCUGAAAGAUCGAAAAAGUACUACGUCCCUAGCUGGGGACGGAAGCACUGAUAUUUGCGCUAUGCUGUCGACGACAUCGCUGGGAGUACUUGGCUCUCGAGCUUCGUGCCAACACAGCACAGAUAAGCCUACGACAUCGACUGGAGAAAAGAACUGA
Aspergillus campestris IBT 28561 is the source of this 987-nucleotide messenger RNA. RefSeq lists its product as uncharacterized. The record is from RefSeq and is a predicted model, not a curated record. NCBI's taxonomy places the organism in Eukaryota, Fungi, Ascomycota, Eurotiomycetes, Eurotiales, Aspergillaceae. The coding region runs from base 1 to 987 and encodes 328 amino acids. The transcript has a single exon.